This is a messenger RNA of Cylicocyclus nassatus, 1213 nucleotides long. The record is from the annotation of a GenBank genome assembly. Lineage: Eukaryota; Metazoa; Nematoda; Chromadorea; Rhabditida; Strongylidae.
AUGCUGUAUGUAACAGAUUGGUGGAUAUUUUUGCUGCUGGCAAAUACCAGUAAUAAAAAUGAUACCAGGAAGUUCGAGAAGAUUGCUGAUUCCUACAAAGGCUUAGUCCCAGAAAAUUGUCAAUUUGAGUAUGCACUUGUGGCCAGCGAUAAGAUUUGGGUUUUUGGAAGGAGAUACGAGGAUCAAAAGACGUUCGAUCGAGGUCAUAUUGUAGCGUACGUUGGAACUUACGCAAUUGCUUUCAAUACAGCUGAGAAUAAAUGGGAAGAGGCUAAGCCUUUCCCCGCCAUAUCAAACGAAGAGAAUCUUGAUGAAAAGCUCUUCGUUCACAAUGAAACUCCCUACAUGCUGCUCUAUGCCGCAUUUGGUAGUAUUUCGCUGAAAUCUCUUCACAAAUGGAACGGAACUUCGUUCGAGCCAGUUAAUUUGCAAAGUUUCGAUCCCAUUUCUGGUUCGGAAAAUUCGGUCAACAUCAAUCUUCAAAUCGCUGAUAGUCAGGAUGACAAUACAAAAUACAUCAUAACUACAAUGGAACAUCGAAUGAGAGUGGCCCGUUUGACUUUCACUGGCAAUGGCGCCAAAGCUGAACAUCUUUUCGACAUAUCAAUAGAUGAUGGAGAAUUAGCCUCAGCAGAGGCUACAUCAGCCGUUGUCACUAGCUCACGACUGCUUGUUUUCUAUGGUGUCACAGACUGCGGAUUCCGAUGGACGGCCGAAAGAAUUAUUGCUUGCAAUUUGAGCUCAAAAAACUGCGAAAAACUAAAUAUCAAUUCCGAUCCGAGGCCACCGUGGGAAGUUGGUGCUCGCAGUCAUGCUCUAUUGCCUUCUGGUUCCUGGAUUCAUGCCGCAGGAGGUAUUCGAAAGGGACUGACUGGUAGUGAGUAUGAUGGCAGCGUUUGGGAGUUGAACAACCUGAGUUCAUCCCCUACAUGGAAGAAACUUGAAGUAGAAAUUCCCAGUAAGGAUGGCGGAGAGAUUGUAGUCGACCCUGCACAUGGAACCAUCUAUCUCAUUGGGAAGACUCAAAUCAGCAAAGUGAAAUUCGCAUAAUGGUGCCUCAAUUUCUCCAUGUAUUCCCUGAUAAGCUAAGCAUAUCCCUACUAUGUCAUUUGAAGUGAUUAUGAGUUAUGUGUGAUUAUGUGAUAUUCCAGCUUACUGGGUGAUAAUGGUUUGUGAGUCACUAAAAUAAAUAUGCCGUAAAUCCAAAUUAACA